AUGGUUGAUAAUUGUGAGCAUUACUUGUUUUAUUUUAUAGUUUCUUCCAUAUCUGCCAUUAUGAACAACAUUCCUAUGCUUAACGGCACAAACUUCAAGAAACGGAAAGAGCACAUUAUGAUUGUUCUUGGUUGCAUGGAUCUUGACUAUGCAUUAAGAUGUGAUCGCCCUGCGGACUUGAACGAAACUAGUACUAAUGAAGAAAAGGGCAAAGGGAACAUAAGGGAGUACAUUAUGGAAAUGUCUAAUCUUGUGACAAAACUCAGGACUUUUAAGCUUGAAUUGUCUGAUGACAUACUUGUGCAUCUAGUUUUGAUCUCUCUUCCUGCACAAUUUAGUCAAUUCAAAGUUUCAUAUAAUACCCAAAAGGAAAAAUGGACUUUGAAUGAGUUGAUAGCUCAAUGUGUGCAGGAAGAGGAUAGACUGAAACAAGAGAGGAUUGAAAGUGCUUAUUUGGCAUUUACUUCUGGAACUAAAAACGCCUCACAUAAGUGA
This is a messenger RNA of Lycium barbarum (goji berry), 495 nucleotides long. RefSeq lists its product as uncharacterized. NCBI's taxonomy places the organism in Eukaryota, Viridiplantae, Streptophyta, Magnoliopsida, Solanales, Solanaceae. The transcript has 2 exons. The record is from RefSeq and is a predicted model, not a curated record. The coding region runs from base 1 to 495 and encodes 164 amino acids.